CCUCCUCUUUUUUUUUUAAUUGUGAUGUUAUGAUAUCAUUUAUAGGGUAAGAUGGAAAUGUAUCUCUUGUGGAAACUGUAAACAUACUUAAGAUUCUAUCACUUAGGGAGCUUCAGACAGAAGGAUUUUCUUUCCCCUAUAAUCAAGUAUUUAGCAAAGACAACAUGAAGCUCCUUGGACUAUGCUCAGUCGUACAAUCCAACCCUCCCAUACCUUUUUUCUUUUUCUCCUAGAGUAGUUUAGUUGCUUACCUACAGUGAUUCAAAAGUGAGACACUUUGGUUUAUCAUCAGUAUUUUGGUUUCGUCUUUGAUGGGGCUGGUUAUGUGGGGACUGAGCUAUUUCGACAUGCCUUUUGAGCUUUGUCCCUCCGUCAAGGAGCUUGAGAAGUGGAGAUGAGGGGCCUCAGAGGUGAUUUCUCCGACCUACCAGCUUAGGAUUCAGAACAGCUGGAUUUCUUUUCAGAGGCUGGAGGCCCAGAUGCACAACCGUGAGAGCCAGGGGGCGGGGUGGCCCGUGGUCACCGCAGCUUGAUUCUCUGAUCCAGCUUUUCCCUUCCUUUCCCUGCCCCAUCCCCAAAGCGCCAGUGAUAGAAUCGUUGAGGUUGGUGACGUGUUGAGGGCUGUCGGCAUAUUCCUUACUUAGGAGUCUUACUCUGAAUGCAUGUGUAAGAAAAUUAUAGAGAGGGUAGAAUCGUGAUUCUCUAUGUCAACAAAAAGUGGUUAUCAGUUAAAAAAAUAAGCACUAGAUUGAAAGUGGCAAUAACUGGAUUCUGCCGUCUCCCUUGACCUUGAAAAAGAUCUAUAACUCGUCUGCAUGUUUCUUCGGUGGACCUGGGGUAAUAUGUGUUUCCUAGAGCUUCUGUGUGGUUGAGAUAACCUGCAGGAAGUGUUUUGAACUCCUUAAGGAAUGAUGUCAAGGAGACAAAAGGCAAUGACUGUUAUUACCACAAAGACAGGGAGGAGGUAAAGACAGAUCUGCAUUUUCUUCCUUAAUCUUCUCAUCUUUCCAGAUGCUUAUGGGUCCUUUUGAGUCCCCUACCCUACUCUGUCCCUCAGGUUGGAGUGGUGGUGGGGUUCCAUGCUUGGGUGCAGGAAGAAUACCUUCUACCCCUUGACACUGUAUUCAUCAGGAAGGCCUGUGUAGGCACCACCCUUUGGGUCAGCAUUGAGUGGGACCCCCACCGCGCUGUGCUGGGAGAGCACGGGAUCUGCAGAUAGAAGAAGGCAUCUCUCUGCAGGCUGAGGACAGGCAGCCAUGGAAGGUAUACUCCUUCCUGGCUUGCCUACUCUUCCUUCAUCCAGCCCACCGCCUGGUACCCAGGCUCCUCUGGUCACCUGCCAUGACACAGGAAAGUGAAUCCAAAGAGGCUGGUGCUUCCUACCUGCCUCGAGUGGGGCCGGCUGGGAACACCUUUCUGAGCAGCCCAGCAGUGUGAGCACACUUGUUCACGCUGCCAUCAGCCAUGUCCUUCAGUGCCACCAUCCUCUUCUCCCCUCCCGGUGGCAGCGAGGCUAGAUGCUGCUGCUGUGCUUGCAAGAGCGAGACAAGCGCGAGCAGCUCAGGGUCCCAAGGCGGGAACCCUCCCGCCAGCACCCCCAUCACGGUGACUGGACACGGUCUGGCCGUUCAGAGUUCCGAACAGCUCCUGCACAUUAUCUACCAGCGGGUGGAGAAGGCCGUGGGCCUGGCCGAGGCCGCUCUGGGGCUCGCGAGGGCCAACAACGAAUUGCUGAAACGUCUCCAGGAGGAGGUGGGUGAGCUGAGGCAAGGGAAAGCCUCUGCCCCCGAGGAUGCGGACAGCCGGGCGCACGGCUCCCCGCCCGAGGAGCCGGGGCCUCUCAAGGAGAGCCCCGGGGAGGCGUGCAAGGCGGCGGCCGCGGCGGAAGAGGAGUGUGACAGCGUGGGCAGCGGCAUGCAGGUGGUGAUCGAGGAGCUGUGGCAGGUGGGAGCCGCCUCGGCCGUGGGGCCCGGGCCCUUGGGCUUCCCAGCCGCGCAGAGAGACGCGCGGCUCCCGGGGUGCCCCCUGGCGGCCGGAGACGCGGCCCCGCUGCUCAAUCCCCUGGUGGAUGAUUAUGUGGCCUCUGAGGGUGCAGUACAGCGGGUCCUGGUCCCUGCUUAUGCCAAGCAGCUCUCACCAGCCACACAACUGGCUAUCCAGCGGGCAACCUCAGAGACAGGGCCAGAAAAUGGAAGCAAGCUGCCACCACCCCGCCCCGAGGACAUGCUCAGUGCUGCUGCUGCGCUGGAAGGUGCCUUGGAAGAGUCAGGCCCUGGAGGAACAGGGGAGCUGAGACACUCUCUAGGGUUUACCGCUUCCCCAUGCAGGACCAGAGGGAGUGGGCAGAAGAACUCCAGGCGCAAGCGGGAUCUGGUACUCUCUAAAUUGGUCCACAAUGUGCAUAACCACAUCACCAAUGACAAGAGAUUCAAUGGGUCUGAAAGCAUCAAGUCCUCUUGGAAUAUUUCAGUAGUGAAGUUCCUUCUGGAGAAGCUCAAGCAGGAGCUGGUGACCAGUCCCCACAAUUACACUGAUAAGGAACUGAAAGGAGCCUGUGUAGCCUACUUCCUUACUAAGAGGCGUGAGUACCGCAACUCCCUGAACCCCUUUAAAGGCCUGAAGGAAAAAGAGGAGAAGAAGCUUCGAAGUCGCAGAUACCGGCUUUUUGCCAACCGAUCCAGCAUCAUGAGACAUUUUGGACCUGAGGACCAACGCCUGUGGAAGGAUGUGACAGAGGAGCUGAUGUCAGAUGAAGAGGACAGUCUUAAUGAGCCAGGUGUCUGGGUGGCCCGGCCUCCCCGGUUCCGGGCCCAGCGCCUCACGGAGCUCUGCUACCACCUGGAUGCCAAUUCUAAGCAUGGCACUAAAGCCAACCGUGUGUAUGGGCCUCCCUCAGACCGAUUACCUUCUGCUGAGGCCCAGCUCCUUCCACCAGAACUUUAUAAUCCUCAUUUCCAAGAAGAGGAAGACGAGGGAGGUGAUGAGAAUGGACCUGUCUCCCCAUCUUUCGACCAACCCCACAAAACCUGCUGUCCUGACUUGAACUCAUUCAUUGAAAUCAAGGUGGAAAAGGAUGAAUGAAAUCUAUAACCAAGAAUAACUCUGGAUUCUGCCAUUCCCCAUGUCCCAGGAAUGGGACUUCCCAGAAUAACAAGAUGUCCUCUGCAGUCUGUCUCUCUUCUCACCACAGUCCCCAGUGGAAGUGAAGCUGGCAGCUGUGGUGGGAUAAAAAGACUUACCUAGGAGGGGGACCUCCCUGCUCCCUGUGAAUGGCAAGCCAGAAAAUGCUUAUUUCUAAGCACACACAGUGCCUCGGGGAGCCUGGGCUGAGAAAAGGAGGAGGAUGAGUCUAAGAAACAUGAGGCCUUCUUGACA
Molecule: messenger RNA, 3375 nt
Organism: Lontra canadensis (Northern American river otter)
Lineage: Eukaryota; Metazoa; Chordata; Mammalia; Carnivora; Mustelidae
Gene: CUNH14orf93
Product: chromosome unknown C14orf93 homolog
Exons: 6
Coding region: 1465-3081 (538 amino acids)
Source: RefSeq, a predicted model, not a curated record